AUGGAUGUGUUGGACGUCAACAACCCGUCUCGCCCGCCGCUGACAGGGGGCAACGCGACGGAAUUGGGAAUCGGCUCAUCUCGCCGCCGAUCUGGGGUUGUGAUUCGGGAGAACGCGGGUCAGCCGCAGGAGCAGGCGCGCGGGGUUACUCGUGAAGGGGACGUCGACCCUUUCAAACUAGGGUUUGAUCGAAUUAUGUCUCGUUUCGAUCAAUUGGAGAUGCGUAUGGAUAAUUCUGAUCGUCGGAUGGAUAAUAUGGAGGGUCGACCCCUACAGGAGGAUGAUCUCUCGGUUGAGGAGUCCGAUUCCGACGAUCGCGAGUAUCGUUCUUAUCGCGAUCCGCACGGCCAGCCCAAGGAUUGUAAACCUAGACGUCAGGCAGGUUAUCGCGGAGGGCGACCGCCACGGGGCGGGCGAAAGGACGUGUAUAGAGGGCGUGAUUCUUAUCGACGAGAGGAGGGAGCAUCGCCCGAUACACGCCCGCGGCGCACGACAAGUUGGGACCGGCCCUCUGCGCGCCUGAAAGGGGGCCCUACUCGCCGCCCAACGGUGUGGGACAGUCCCCGACAUCGGGAGCAGGGUGCUUGGAGACAUGGAGGUGAUGACAACACGGGCGUCACUAUGCGGGCACCGCACUUCGACGGCUCAAAUGCGACGAAUUGGAUAUCACGCGUCGAAUAUUACUUUAAUCACAAACUGAUGCCCGAGGAGGACAGGCUACAUUACACAGUUAUGUUAUUCGAACCUCCGGCGGCAGAAUGGAUUUUUAACUAUCAGAAGAACAAUCCCUACGUUACUUGGCCCGAAUUUUUGGAGGACGUACGUCAUCGCUUUGAUCCUCAGAGUUUCAAGAAUUAUACGGGUCCCCUUGCAAAAUUGGUACAAACGGGCUCUGUUACUGAAUAUCACAACACCUUUGAGAGGUAUUUGGACAGAGUCCAAGGUCUUUCGGACGAGGCAUUGAUCCCAAUCUUUAUUGAGGGUUUGAAACAACCGCUCCAGGAGACGGUGGAGUUGCAACAACCGCAAUCACUAGCCGAGGCAAUGGCGCUGGCGCUGCGGUUGGGAGCAAGUCAGGAGCAGCGCGCGCAGCAGGCUGCUGCAACCCAGAAGCGGCAGUGGCAGAACAGGGACUCCCGGCUCGCUGCGGGGGCCCCGACGACCAGCUCCGCCCCACCACCGACUGGGGCGCCAUCGACCAACACUCGCUUUGCUCCAGUCAGGGUUUCGCUGGCUGAAAAAUCAGAGAGAUCGAGGAAGGGGUUGUGUUGGCAUUGCCCCGAGAAAUAUACCCCGGGACAUGUGUGUGCGGUGAAAUUGUUGUGUUAUGUCGGGGAGGAGGAUGACGAGGAUACACGACCGGAUACCGAGUGUCAAUUACAGGAUGAUCAUGUUAUCACGGCAGACCUAUCUCACCUGCAUUCGUUGAAUGGGAACAGCCGGUCUAGGCCAUUUAGGGUGACAGGAAACAUUGGAUCAACGGAGGUGGGCGUACUUAUUGAUACAGGGAGCACCCACGACUUCCUGCACCCGCGAAUUGCGGAGCGCCUCCAGCUCGCUUUGACACCUAUUCGACCCUUUCGGGUAUACGUAGGAAACGGAGCCUCGUUAUUAUGUGCCCACGUGUCUCGUCGCACGAAGUUGACUAUACAAGGUGCUCAGUUUUUGGUGGAUUUGCACAUUCUGGAAGUGCAUGGAGCGGAUGUGAUCCUAGGGAUGGACUGGCUCGAAUCACUUGGCAAAAUCUCGGCGGAUUUUGUUGGGAAAACCCUGGAGUUCCGACGGGGAGAAGAUGCGAUCGUGUUGAAGGGGGAUAGACCGGGACCGCAGCAGCUGUCCUUGAAUUCAUUGAUGAUGCUGGCAGCUCACUCUCCAUCACACGAAUUUUAUGAGAUUGUGCCCUUCGAUUCCGAACCGGGGACAGGCGAGUUGUUAUCCGUCGAACCGUGUUUUCCACCUGAUCUACCGCCACAGUUUAGGGCAGUAUUGGAGGCUCAUCAGCAGGUGUUCGCGUUGCCAGUAGGGAUGCCCCCUAAGCGAGCUUUCGAUCAUAAAAUCCAUUUGCUCCCCAACACCAAACCAAUUAACGUGCGACCAUACCGUUACCCUUACUUUCAGAAGAACGAAAUCGAGCAUCAGGUUCAGGAGAUGUUAGAACAAGGGAUAAUACAGAAAAGCCAGAGCCCUUUCUCGUCUCCAGUAUUGUUGAUUCGGAAGAAGGAUGGUUCUUUCAGGUUUUGCAUAGAUUAUCGUGCCCUGAACUCGGCGACUAUUCCGGACCACUUCCCGAUCCCGACCGCGGAUGAACUAUUCGAUGAGCUAGGUGCGGCCAAGUUCUUUACGAAGUUGGACUUACGUUCGGGAUAUCACUAA
Messenger RNA from Salvia splendens (bonfire salvia), 2373 nucleotides. RefSeq lists its product as uncharacterized. The coding region runs from base 1 to 2373 and encodes 790 amino acids. The transcript has a single exon. NCBI's taxonomy places the organism in Eukaryota, Viridiplantae, Streptophyta, Magnoliopsida, Lamiales, Lamiaceae. The record is from RefSeq and is a predicted model, not a curated record.